Cyclocybe aegerita is the source of this 1551-nucleotide messenger RNA. The record is from the annotation of a GenBank genome assembly. Lineage: Eukaryota; Fungi; Basidiomycota; Agaricomycetes; Agaricales; Hemipholiotaceae.
AUGCUGACAAUGUUCAACUUUGAUCUCUCCCUCACAACGUUCGUCGGCGCCGCUGUGUGCUUUGGCAUUCUUGUCCUCCACCCCAUAUGGUCCCGCCGCAAGAGCAAACUACCACCUGGUCCAAGACGCCUCCCUAUUAUCGGAAACGCCCACCAAAUCCCCGCUGAGUUUCCAUGGAUGACAUUCUCUGACUGGAGUAGGAAGUAUGGCGAUAUCAUGCAUGUCGACGCUAUGGGGCAGUCGUUCGUCAUUGUGAGCUCGCCGAAGAUUGCACAAGACCUCCUCGACAAGCGCUCGUCGGUGUAUUCUGAUCGACCGCAUUUUGUCAUGGCAAAUGAGCUCGUUGGAUAUGGCGAAUCUUUCGUCCUACAACCGUACGGCGAUAAUUGGCGACGCCAGCGUCGUCUGGUCGCUCAAGACUUUGCUCAAAGUAAUACCCCAAGAUAUUACAGUCUCCAAGAGAGGGAAGCUCGAAUCCUUGUGCGCAACAUCAUGGACACCCCGUCUUCCCUUGUCUCUCAAAUCAAGCUGAGAAUCGGAAUGAUUAUCAUUCGUGUCACGUAUGGAUACUCCAUUCGGUCGGAAGACGAUGCCCUCCUCGCCACGUCGCUGAAAGCGGUGGAGAACUUCAGCAUCUUGAUGAUGCCAGGAAACUUCCUGGUGGACUUGAUCCCUCCGCUGAAAUACCUCCCGCGAUGGUUGCCAGGAACACGGUUCUUCAAGACGGCCGAGGAGAUGCGUAAAAUUCUUCUCGACGGUGCAUAUAUCCCUUACAACUGGUGCAAGACGAAUUUGGAAACAGGGAAGACGUUAAUGCCGAAUCUAUGUGCGACGAUCAUACAAGAGGCUGGCGGAGAGCUUCCGCCCGAUACGCAAGAAAAGCUCAUCUGGGCGGCUGGAAGUGUCAUGGGUGGCGGGUUGGAUACGAAUAUUUCGGCGGCACUGACAUUCUAUCUUGCCAUGAUUCUGAAUCCCGCGAUUCAGACAAAGGCGCAAGCCGAACUCGACAAUGUCGUCGGGAAGGAUCGACUGCCAGAGAUCGCUGAUCGCCCUAAUUUGCCAUAUGUAAAGGCGAUAAUCGCAGAGAUCUUCCGCUCAGGGCCAUCUCUUCCUCUUGGUAUCCCUCACGUUGUCAGCCAGGACGACGUGUAUGAGGGUUAUUCCAUCCCGAAAGGCAGUGUGAUCAUGCCCAACAUCUGGCACAUGCUCCACGACCCGGAAGUCUACCCCAAUCCCAAUGAAUUCAAUCCAGACAGGUUCAACGGCUCGGACGUAGAGAUGGAGAAGGUAAAAGACCUUGUGUUCGGGUUCGGCCGCCGUGUCUGUCCUGGAAGAUAUUUCGCUGAGGCCACGCUCUUCGCAAUCGUUGCUACUACACUGGCAACGUGCAACGUCCUCCCGGGACACGAUGCUGAUGGGAAGAAAGUGCUGCCCGAGUUCGCGUACUCUUCAGGCGCCAUCAUAAUACCAAAACCGUUCACUCUGAGAUUGCGACCUCGGUCUGAACAGGCUGCUGCUCUGCUUGCUGAUGUUCCAAGUGCUUUUGAAUAA